AUGUCCCAGUUUCUUUCAAAUUGUCCAGCUGCAAUGGCAGUGUUGCUGCUAACCCUUACAACAAUUCUGGUUGUUAACGCAGAUCAGGAACUUCAUGGCUACUACAAAUCUUUGGGCCAUGGUUAUACCUAUGCUUACCUUCGGGCAUCUCCAGCACAAGAAUUCUUCUCUACACGAAACCUAUUCGACUGUACCGCGCUCGCUCAGAGGAGCCAAUCGCAAUUUUUCACUUACAACAAAGUCAGCCGUGUUUGUAAGAAUUAUGCACCGAAUAAUUUUAUGACAGUCGUCAGCACGAAUGACAACAACGAGAUUUCCUUCAUUAAAAACAGCCAAUGGAUAAAAGUAUAUGCCCUAUCAAUGGGAGCCGGUUCGUAUGUCUAUGAUUCAUUUUUUAAUAUAGGAAGUCCUUCAACCUGGAAAGUGGAAAAAUGCGUCGAUACCUUCUGUCCUAACUUCUUCCGACAUCCUAUCCUUGAUUUCUGGAGUCAUCUUCCAAUCGAGAAGGUAAAACUAGUGAUUUAUAAAAACCAAACAGCUGUAGUUGAUAUGGUGUUUGAUGGACGAAAUACAAACCCUGGAAGCUGGUUCUCUCCUGGAAAGUUGAUAAGUUCUCCUUGGACCGACCUACCUUACCACUCUCACAAUUACUUCUCAAUUAGAGGAGCGUAUAACAGACGUCGUUUCUAUGUUUCCUCUAACCAUGGAGGUUGUGAGCAUGACGCCGGUUGGAUGUGUGUUGAUGAAAGUGGUGGCUGCCUUUGGGAGAUUUUUCCACAUUAUCCUACGCUAUUUUACUCAAACAAAAAUUCGAUAUCCACAUGGUAUUACGGUUUUGAAACAGCUGAUUCCAUGGCCAUCUUCAUCCGCUUGAAAUCGUAA
Messenger RNA from Octopus sinensis (East Asian common octopus), 882 nucleotides. RefSeq lists its product as uncharacterized. Lineage: Eukaryota; Metazoa; Mollusca; Cephalopoda; Octopoda; Octopodidae. The coding region runs from base 1 to 882 and encodes 293 amino acids. The record is from RefSeq and is a predicted model, not a curated record. The transcript has 5 exons.